Messenger RNA from Sus scrofa (pig), 1810 nucleotides. RefSeq names its product solute carrier family 30 member 9 (gene SLC30A9). Gene Ontology annotation, molecular function: monoatomic cation transmembrane transporter activity. Gene Ontology annotation, biological process: intracellular zinc ion homeostasis; transmembrane transport; zinc ion transport. NCBI's taxonomy places the organism in Eukaryota, Metazoa, Chordata, Mammalia, Artiodactyla, Suidae. The record is from RefSeq and is marked provisional. Gene Ontology annotation, cellular component: membrane; endoplasmic reticulum.
UAUGGAGUCAGUUGGUGUUGGUGGCGGCGCGGAGGCAGAAGGUGGUGUCCAACUGGGGGCCUUCGCCCCGCCAGGAUGUUACCGGGCUUGGCCGCCGCCGCUGCGGCCCACAGAUGCAGCUGGUCCUCCCUGUGCCGGCUCCGUCUGCGCUGCAGGGCGGCGGCCCGCGGCUCCAGCGACCGCCAGGAAUGGCAGAAUUUAGUGUCGUUUGGAAGCUUUUCAAACAUUGUUCCCUGUUGCACGCUGAAUCAAGUAAAGUUGUACUCCACAAAUGUUCAGAAAGAAGGACAGGGAUCACAAACUCUCAAAAUGGAAAAAGUACCAUCAUUUGAUGAAACUGCAGAAAAUAUUGGUGCAGAACUGAAAGCUCCACUCCUUAAGCAAGAACCUCUCCAAGUAAGAGUCAAAGCAGUCCUUAAAAAGAGGGAAUAUGGACCAAAAUACACUCAGAAUAAUUUCAUCACUGGAGUCAGAGCAAUGAAUGAGUUCUGCCUCAAAUCCAGCGAUCUAGAACAGCUUCGAAAAAUCAGACGACGAAGUCCUCAUGAAGAUACUGAGUCCUUUACUGUAUACUUGAGAUCAGAUGUGGAGGCAAAAUCUUUGGAAGUUUGGGGAAGCCCUGAAGCUCUUGCCAGAGAGAAAAAACUUCGUAAAGAAGCAGAAAUAGAAUAUAGAGAAAGGUUAUUUCGAAACCAAAAAAUAUUGAGAGAAUACAGAGACUUUCUGGGAAAUACUAAGCCACGCUCUCGAGCGACAUCAAUUUUUUUUAAGGGGCCAGGAAAAGUGGUGAUUGUUGCCAUUUGCAUCAAUGGAUUAAACUGCUUCUUCAAAUUUCUUGCCUGGAUUUAUACAGGUUCAGCAAGUAUGUUCUCAGAAGCUAUACAUUCUUUAUCUGAUACUUGUAAUCAGGGCUUACUAGCAUUGGGCAUCAGUAAGUCUGUUCAAACACCAGAUCCUACUCAUCCGUAUGGAUUUUCGAAUAUGCGCUAUAUUGCUUCACUAAUUAGUGGUGUUGGUAUUUUCAUGAUGGGUGCAGGAUUAUCUUGGUACCAUGGAAUCAUGGGAUUGCUUAAUCCUCAACCAAUAGAAUCUCUUCUAUGGGCAUAUUGUAUUUUAGCGGGAUCAUUGGUAUCUGAAGGAGCAACACUUCUUGUUGCUAUAAAUGAGCUUCGUAGGAGUGCUCGGGCCAAAGGAAUGUCAUUUUACAAGUAUGUAAUGGAAAGUCGUGAUCCUAGUACGAAUGUUAUCUUAUUGGAGGAUACUGCAGCAGUGUUGGGAGUGAUAAUAGCAGCCACUUGUAUGGGCCUUACUUCUGUGACAGGCAACCCACUGUAUGACAGCCUAGGUUCUUUGGGUGUGGGCACCUUAUUAGGCGUGGUCUCAGCAUUCCUCAUCUACACUAACACAGAAGCCCUCUUAGGGCGAUCCAUCCAGCCAGACCAAGUACAGCGGCUUACUGAACUUCUGGAGAACGACCCGUCAGUAAGGGCAAUUCAUGAUGUUAAAGCCACAGAUCUGGGAUUAGGGAAAGUAAGAUUUAAGGCAGAAGUAGAUUUUGACGGACGAGUUGUUACAAGAUCAUAUUUGGAAAAACAAGAUUUUGACCAAAUGCUACAAGAAAUUCAAGAAGUGAAAACUCCUGAAGAACUAGAGACCUUUAUGCUUAAACAUGGAGAAAAUAUUAUUGAUACUUUAGGAGCUGAAGUAGACAGACUUGAGAAGGAACUGAAAAAACGAAAUCCUGAAGUUCGACAUGUAGAUUUGGAAAUACUAUAGCCUUGAUGGAAUGAAUCACCUUUGAGGGAGCUUG